Messenger RNA from Myiozetetes cayanensis, 3825 nucleotides. It is a transcript of the gene MCMDC2, whose product is annotated as minichromosome maintenance domain containing 2. The record is from RefSeq and is a predicted model, not a curated record. The transcript has 12 exons. Gene Ontology annotation, biological process: double-strand break repair via break-induced replication. Lineage: Eukaryota; Metazoa; Chordata; Aves; Passeriformes; Tyrannidae. Bases 827 to 2602 code for a protein of 591 amino acids. Gene Ontology annotation, molecular function: DNA binding; ATP binding; single-stranded DNA helicase activity.
CUAAACCUUACUGUUGAAGAUUUGAAUGGCGUUUCAUACUGGUCAUCUACAGAGAGGACAAAGGGCACUUUGCAGAAGAAAAUCUGUAAGACAGUAAAACAGAUGCAUAUAUACAAAAUGCUGUAUUUUGGCCUUAGUAAUUCUUCUGAAUUUUGCAAAACAGUGCUUCAUGGUAUGGGACUCUACGCUUUAAAAAAAAAAAAAAAAGCAGAUACGUGGGUAAUACACAAUGAAAACAGCACUGAAGAUCAUGGUCAGCCUCCAAAACAGUUUUGUAAUUGCAAAAGUUUUGUCUAUGGGAAUCAAAAUUGAUCUUCUGUGUACAUGGAUGGAAAUAAGUGCUUGUGAGAUCAGCAUCUUAAGUGGGUGCUACAGGAGGUAACAGCAGAGUAGGAGAGAUUUUAAAGAAGAGAUGUUUCCCAGUUUCACACUUUUAACAGCUAUGACAGACUUAUCAAAUAAGGGAAAUAAAAUUUUAAGUCUUACUUUUGAUAGGCUGAUUAUACCUAUAAAAUAAAGAGGGAAGGUUAAAUUAAAUGCAAGCUUUAAGUUCAUGGUUUAGGGAAUUAGAAGAGUGAAAUAAUUCAAUGAGGGGGAAAAACAAAAAAGCAAACAAAAAAACCCAGACCAUUCCUCAGAAAUUCAGUCUAGGAAUGGAGUAUGCUCCAGCCAUAAAAUCCUUAAAGAACUGCAUAGUUUUUAAAAAAUAGACUAUUUAGUGUGGAUUUGCUAAUAUAUACCAAUAGUACUAGUAGUAGUAGAAGUUCUAACAAUUUUUUCACAGUUUAUACCCACAGUUUGAGAAAGAGUGCAAAGAUCUUGGAAGAUGGAUCCUGAAAUACAGAAAAUGAGAGAAGUUGCCCUUGUUUACCUUGACAGAAGUGGUGGUCUUCAGAAAUUUGUGCAGGAUUGCAAAAGAUAUAAUGAUUCAAAGCAAAGUUAUGCUGUUUAUCGUUUCAUUAUUUCAAUAAAUCCUUCUGACAUUGCUGAAUUGGAUGCAAUUCUUGGAAACUAUAUUCUUCAUAAUCCCCUACAAGCUGCACAGAUUUUUCAGUCAGUAUGCUUCAUAGCUAUUAAGACAUUAUCAUUAAUUGAACAAUUGCAGACAGAGGCCCAGAUCAGUAUAUUGCUGAAGCCAACGCAUUUGCCACCUUUACCAAGUUAUGUUCUGAGUCUUUCUGCAUAUCCCUUUAAUUACACAUCUCAAAGAUUUUACAUGUCUGAAGGGAUAGUGAUUGCAAUGGGAACCGUAACAAAAUACACACAAGGAGCAAGAUUUCUUUGUACUGAGGAAACCUGUCCAUUCUCUGAAGGGUUUAGGUACAUCAGAGUGCAUUGUCCUGGAGCUACAGAGUCUGCCACAGUUAGGACUGAUUUUGUGUGUAGCUUGUGUUCCUCACCACUGCAGGAAGACAUGAAAUUUAGAGUACUUGGUGAUAAACAAAUAGUUGAAAUGAUCGAUGCUAAAGUUCUGAAUGCUUUAAAAGGAUACUCCAAUGAUAAAUCACAUUUUAGGAUUCAGCCAUUUACAGUUUUCUUGAGAGAUGAACUGGCCAAUAAAAUGACAAUAGGAAACCACUACAGGAUUAUAGGAAUUCCAGCUUGUGUACAAAAUGGCUUACAAGCUACUGCAUGUAUAGAAGCAAAUAGUGUACAGCUCUGUAAACCAAAUGGUCCUUCUUUUCUCAGUGACAAUUUUAAGUAUCUGCUCUCAUUGACUUCAAGUUCAUGCUGGAGGUUUACUGCUGUCCUGGCCAACAUCUUUGCUUCUCAAGUUGUUCCACCAGGCACUUACAAUACUCUUAAACUUGCAAUACUGUUGAGUUUAGUGCAGACAUGUGAAAAAGAAAAUGCAGAUUAUCUGGAUCUGUUGAUUGUGACAAGUGACACACUAGUAAUUGAUAGGCUUCUGAAUUACAGCUUAUGCCUUCUCCCUCGUGGCAUACGACACCCACCUUCCAGUGAAAUUUUUCCUUCUGUGUCCAAAGAUAAACAUGGAACUGGAAGUGCCAGUAUUCAAGCCUGCAGCGCUGUGCUGGCGAAGGGUGGCAUCUGUUACAUAGGAGACUUAUCUUCAUAUAAAAAGGAUAAACUUGAACUUCUACAGUCUGUGCUAGAGAGCAGAACAACAACAGUAUUUAUUCCUGGGAAGAAGUACGGAGAAGAAGCUGACCAACAAGUUACUAUUUCACUUCAGACCAAUUUUUGGUCUUUUGUGGAUAUGGAUUCUUCCUCAAAGAAACAUAUACAAAAGGAAAACUUUUUAAUUGGACAAAUGGACGUGAGUUUGAUUCCAGCUAACCUUGUAGAUGUUUUUGGGCUCUUGAUAUACAAUGAGUUUCCUUCCUGUCGACUAUCUUCUCCUCUUAUACACCACAUCUUGACAAAAGCCAUUAAUCCUGAGGCCAUGCUGUACAAAGUCUCACAGCAGUUCAGAACACAGGAUUACGAGGAGUUUAUUUUGUUUGCUAAGAAUCUUCAUGUUGAACUGAGUUCAGAAGCAGAGAACCUCAUUCAGGGCUACUAUCUUGCAAGUCGCAGGGUGAGAAGAGAUUCCAUUCAUGGAUCAACAUUAUCAGCAUCUGCACUAAAAAUUCUGUGAGUCCUAGCUUUUCACAGUAAGGGAAACACUCCUGUGUCUCAAAGAGAAAUUGCACUAAUCUGGUCAAGGCUUGUUUAAUAAAAAUCUAGAUAAGACAUGUUUUGAAAAGUUCAAGCACAAAAGAAUUUUAUUUAUUGAUAAUGAAUGCCAUUUCUCUUAUAUAGUAAUGCUGCCAAAAGAAACCCAAGUUCAAAGAACUUUUCCAGGCAAAAAAUAAACCAGUGAUUUACAAAACAAGUAUCAUUAUUAAAGCUAUCUAGAAAAACAAAACUGGGAUUUAAAUAUCCACAGCUUUAUUAUGAGAGCAAAACAAGUAUAAACAAUAGAUAAUAUGCCAACUUCUACUGCUUUCAUAGCAUAAUAUGUCUUUUGUCAGUGGUAAGUAUAACUGCACAGCUGAAGUAUGAAAAUGCCUCAGUGUUAACUUUUGAUUUACAAAGUGCUUGAAACAGGGCAAUACACAUUGCAUUCAGUUCUGCAUUAUUUUUUAUUUCUGACAUGCUUAUGUUGAUCUUUUAGGAUUUCACUGUCUAAGGCUCAUACCAAGCUAAGUUUAAGACAGACGGUACUUGAGGAAGAUGCUUUGAUUGCCAUCUUAUUACUUGAGUCAUCUCUUACCCUAAAACACGGUAAAUAAUGCAACUCGGGCUUUGGGCUAUUCACGUUUGUUAGUUUGAAAAAAGUUUGUAUCGACUGCAGUAACAGGUCAUUUCAAAUCAAAACCCAGAGAUUCCACUGCCGAAGACUGGUAUUGGAAAAGUCUGUCAGCUGGCUUCCCUGCUGAGCCUCAGUGCUCCACACAAUUAGGCCACAGGGCAGCACCACGUCUGUCCUUCAUGCUGGCUGCUUUGAGGCAUUGCUACUCUAACACUGGUCAAGGUUAAACUAAGGACAGAUUUCCCUCCUGGGGAAAGCUGAAAACAAGAGUUGGGAUUUUUUUUGUUUAUCAAGCAUCACAGUCACAUUUGUUCACAGAGAUCUAGAAACAAGGUAAGAAUUAUGAUCUAACACUUAAAAUGGAUAACAGAGAAGACUGCAUUACUAUGUAAUCUGUGUCACAGUUUUUUCCUCUCGAAGUGCUUUCAGCCUAAGUCUUGAUUUCUUCUUUACUUAGGCACAUCUGCAUUAUGUGUAGCACCAAAUUCUGUAUUUCCAUUUGACCUCAGUGAUGAAAACUCCCUGCAAGAGAGAGAUAUUUACCUCAUGCAGUGUCACCAUCAACU